CCUUUGUUAGAGUGCGCGCAUGAAUUCAAAGUGCACCGACAUACCAAGCGGUAGCCUAGUUUCUAACAAUAAAUCCUCAUUUCUGCAGCCUGCAAAGUAAGUAAAUUUGGCUCAGUAAAAAGGAACCUGACAGGAAACAUUUUGCACACGUAAUUUAUUAAUUCAUCGUGUACUGAUGCAACGUCCCCUGCUCUUGAAUGUCACUGUACAAGUGUGCGUCUCGCAUACAAAGAGCCCCACGGGUUUCAGUUUUGUUUUGGACCACCACAUCCUGUGGAUCCCUCGGCCUCGUUGACAGGAAAGCAGCAGCCGCCAUACCGACCAUGGCGCAAGACACCUGCUGAUGCAUUUCCCCUGCAGGCGGUCGCUAAAGAAUGAUUGGGGACUCCAGUCCGCUGGCUGCAGCCCUGGGUGUCGUGUUGGUGAUGGGGUUGAGUCUGCUGUCAGUCCUCUGCCUGCGGUGCAAAAAGAAAUCAAAGAUCAUACACGAGGAGCAUCAAAUAUACAACCCGCAGACGUUCCAACGUGGGGGGAGUGUGUUUGCUGUGACACAAUCAAAAACAGUCACCAGACCGAAUCAGAUCACCUGCGCCGCAGCUGAAAAAACAGAGGAACUUGGGGACUUUUCGACAGCAGCAGAAAUGGAUGAUCAGUCGGACUAUCAAAAUAUCUCAAAUGCUCAAACAGGAAGUGUGGAACACACAUAUGUAGCUCCACUUGCAGACCUCGUGUAUGAAAAUGAACCAGACGCAACUGAUGCUGAUCCAGGUGUCUAUGCUAACAUCCAGGUUCCAUCACCUCCAUCCAGUACAAACGAGGAGGACGACUACGAGAACACAGAGUUUCUGGAACAAGUGGUGCAGGAGCAGGACGACUAUGAGCCGGACUACGUGAAUGAACACGGCUGACUGCGCGGGACGUGAACCUCGGCCUGCACUCUGAACUUUGUUGAGUUUAAGUUUUUUUUUGUUUUUUUAUCUGCGAACGAGGAUGUAAGUUACCAAGUACCUUAGUUGUGUGUUGAAGCUGAGCUGAGUGGUGCUAAAUCCAGGUGACAAUGUAGGAAGGCUCAAGUGGUGUCACGUCACUCGCCCCACAGGUCUUUUAAGCUUGUUUAAAGUAGAUCAACAGGAAAGUUUAAUAUUGAAAAUGUAAACACGUCAUAGAAGUUUUUCUAUUUAUUCAUAUCCUAAACAAGAUUUAGUAAUGAUUUUUUUAAUACAUUUUUUUCCUAUUCAUUAUUUACAGUACAGUAUUUUUUUUGCACCGCCUGAACUCUGUAUAAUAAACGUGUACAUGUUAAAUAUACAUUUUGUUAUGGUCCCCUGACUUUCUACUGUAGAUUCUUCAUCUGUACAUUCCCAUAUGUCUCGUGUGUAGCAUCUUAAAAUCAUAAAAAAGUACACGCAUACCAUGUAGUGGAGAAAA
Pungitius pungitius (ninespine stickleback) is the source of this 1428-nucleotide messenger RNA. RefSeq names its product LAT2 domain-containing protein. The coding region runs from base 375 to 908 and encodes 177 amino acids. Gene Ontology annotation, biological process: immune response-regulating signaling pathway; B cell activation. The record is from RefSeq and is a predicted model, not a curated record. Lineage: Eukaryota; Metazoa; Chordata; Actinopteri; Perciformes; Gasterosteidae. The transcript has 12 exons.